Molecule: messenger RNA, 810 nt
Organism: Acanthosepion pharaonis
Lineage: Eukaryota; Metazoa; Mollusca; Cephalopoda; Sepiida; Sepiidae
Source: the annotation of a GenBank genome assembly
AUGGAGAAACACAAUCGUUUAUAUAUUUCUAUCGCAGUCUAUCUAUCUAUCUAUCUAUCUAUUUCAGUUUGUUCAUAUCAAUCUAUAUGUACUUACAUGCUUAUCUAUCUAUUAUCUAUCUAUCUAUCUAUCUAUCUAUCUCAGUCAUUUGUUCAUAUCUAUCUAUCUAUCUAUCUAUCUCAGUCAGUUGCUAUCUCUUUAUUUCAGUUUAUUCAUAUCAAUUUUGUUCAUAUGCUAUCUAUCUAUCUAUCUAUCUUAGUCAGUUCCUAUCUAUUUAUUUCAGUCUGUUCAUAUCAAUCAAGAUGUACUUACAUGCUUAUCUAUCUAUCUAUCUAUCUAUCUAUCUAUCUAUCUAUCUAUCUAUCUCAGUCAGUUGUUAUUUAUUUAUUUCUUUUUGUUCAUAUCUAUCUAUAUGUACUGACAUGCUUAUCUAUCUAUCUAUCUAUCUAUCUAUCUAUCUAUCUAUACUGUUCAUAUCUAUCUAUCUAUCUAUCUAUCUAUCUAUCUCUGACACAUUCUUUAUCUAUCUAUCUAUCUAUCUAUCUAUCUAUCUAUCUAUCUCUGACGCAUUCUGUUCAUAUUUAUCUAUCUCUGACGCAAUGUUCAUAUCUAUCUAUCUAUCUAUCUAUCUCUGACGCAAUCUGUUCAUAUCUAUCUAUCUAUCUAUCUCUGACGCAAUUCUGUUCAUAUCUAUCUAUCUAUCUAUCUAUCUAUCUAUCUAUCUAUGACGCAUUCUGUUCAUAUCUAUCUAUCUCUGACGUAAUAUUCAUAUCUAUCUAUCUAUCUAUCUAUCUAUCUAUCUAUCUCUGA